Messenger RNA from Hibiscus syriacus, 612 nucleotides. RefSeq names its product autophagy-related protein 3-like. Gene Ontology annotation, molecular function: Atg8-family ligase activity. Bases 8 to 592 code for a protein of 194 amino acids. The transcript is spliced from 7 exons. The record is from RefSeq and is a predicted model, not a curated record. Gene Ontology annotation, cellular component: cytosol; cytoplasmic ubiquitin ligase complex. NCBI's taxonomy places the organism in Eukaryota, Viridiplantae, Streptophyta, Magnoliopsida, Malvales, Malvaceae. Gene Ontology annotation, biological process: autophagy of mitochondrion; autophagosome assembly; nucleophagy.
AAGUGAUAUGGAGGAAAACCUUCCUUCAAUGGAGAAUCUAGAAAUCAGGCAGAAUCAAACUGUAAGAUCAAUACCAUCGUAUUUUGGGGGUGGGGAGGAUGAAGAAGAUAUACCCGACGUGGCUGAUUUUGAAGAAGCUGACAAUCUUGUUGAGACUGAUGCGGCAACUUUACAACCAACAUAUCUUGUUGCUCAAGAACCUGAUGAUGACAAUAUUUUAUGGACCCGAACCUAUGAUGUCAGCAUCACGUAUGAUAAAUACUAUCAGACUCCUAGUGUGUGGCUUACUGGAUAUGAUGAGUCGAGGAUGCUUUUACAACCUGAGCUUGUGCUAGAGGAUGUUAGUCAGGAUCACGCACACAAAACGGUUAUUAUUGGGGGCCAUCCUCACUUACCUGGGAAGCAUGCAUCUGUGCAUCCAUGCACACAUGGGGCUGUAAUGAAAAAGAUCAUCGAUGUACUUAUGUCACGUGGAGUAGAACCUGAAGUUGAUAAGUAUCUUUUCUUGUUCUUGAAAUUUGUAGCCUCUGUAAUUCCAACAAUCGAAUAUGACUACACCAUGGACUUUGAUAUUGGCAGCACCAGCGCUUAAUUAGAGCAAGGAAUUAUUAU